AUGUCAUCCCUCGUCAAGGAGGACUUGGAGAAGAAACUGUUUAAGCCGCUCUCGCAGAAUCUGUACGAGUUCAUCCAAAUAGAGCUCUCGGUCCACGACAGGUACUACCUCUGUGUGUCAGUGACCAAAAAUGAAGAAGUGAAAAUAAUUAUAGUGAAACACUACAGAAUAGGUUUAGAUGAAAAAUAUGAAGUAACAAAAAAGUGGUCUUUGAGUGAUCUGCAGAUGAUUGAUGGAAAAGAAGCAGAUACUGACAAUCCAUUUUUUGACCUGCACUUCAAGAAAGUGUACAGUUUGGAAGCAUAUAGUUGUGCUUCUAAAUAUUCCUUUGCUCGAACUGUAAAUAAGCUGAAUCAUGCAUAUCUUAAGAAGGAAUUACAGAUCGUGAACUUUGAUUCUACUUACAUUAAUGAUGAUUCUAUUUGGUCCUCCAACAACAAGGAUUGCUUAGUUCUUAUGAGAAUAUGCUUUUAUGCUUUCAACCUGCUGUGCCUGUCCCUCUGUCCCCUGCCACUCUGA
Molecule: messenger RNA, 519 nt
Organism: Pipistrellus nathusii (Nathusius's pipistrelle)
Lineage: Eukaryota; Metazoa; Chordata; Mammalia; Chiroptera; Vespertilionidae
Source: the annotation of a GenBank genome assembly